GCUGCUCCGCCCCUUGUCCCCGGUUCACGUGAUCGUGCUAGGGGAGAAAACGCCUGACCCCAGCCCCCGGCCUUAUCCAGGCCACCCUUUUCCUCCUGCGGUUCAUCCGCCUUUUGCCCUUCAGACACCUGCGCGUCCCUCUCUACUCGGUCCCGGGGCCCCUCCCCCGGAGCCCUGUCCGCCAUGUGGCUCCUGCCUCUGGCCCCAAGUGGGCCCCGGCGGAACAGCCCCUGUCACCUGCCUUCCUGCAGCCCGGCGCUGCUGCUGCUGCUGGGGAGCUGCCUGAGGGUCUGUGGGGUGGCGGCGGGCUCUCGGAGGCCCAAUGUGGUGCUGCUCCUCACCGACGACCAGGAUGAAGUGCUCGGCGGCAUGACACCACUAAAGAAAACCAAGGCUCUCAUUGGAGAAAUGGGGAUGACUUUCUCCAGUGCUUAUGUGCCAAGUGCUCUUUGCUGCCCGAGCAGAGCCAGUAUCUUGACAGGGAAGUACCCACAUAAUCAUCACGUUGUUAACAACACUUUAGAGGGAAACUGCAGUAGUAAGUCUUGGCAGAAGAUCCAAGAACCAAAUACUUUCCCAGCAAUUCUCAGAUCGAUGUGUGGUUAUCAGACCUUUUUCGCAGGGAAAUACUUAAAUGAGUAUGGAGCCCCAGAUGCCGGUGGACUAGAACAUGUUCCUCUAGGCUGGAGUUAUUGGUAUGCCUUGGAAAAGAAUUCUAAAUACUAUAAUUACACCCUCUCUAUCAAUGGGAAGGCACGGAAGCAUGGUGAGAACUACAGUGUGGACUACCUGACAGAUGUUCUGGCUAACAUCUCUUUGGGCUUCCUGGACUACAAGUCCAACUCUGAGCCGUUCUUCAUGAUGAUCUCCACACCAGCACCUCAUUCUCCUUGGACAGCUGCACCUCAGUACCAGAAGACCUUCCAGAACGUCUUUGCACCAAGAAAUAAGAACUUCAACAUCCAUGGAACGAAUAAACACUGGUUAAUUAGGCAAGCCAAGACCCCAAUGACUAAUUCUUCAAUACAGUUUUUAGAUAAUGCAUUUCGGAAAAGGUGGCAAACUUUACUGUCAGUUGAUGACCUUGUGGAGAAACUGGUCAAGAGAUUAGAGUUCAAUGGGGAACUUAACAACACGUACAUCUUUUAUACUUCAGACAAUGGCUAUCACACAGGACAGUUUUCUUUGCCAAUAGACAAAAGACAGCUAUAUGAGUUUGAUAUCAAAGUUCCACUCCUGGUUCGAGGACCUGGGAUCAAACCAAAUCAGACAAGCAAGGUAGGUGCCUUUUUGACUCCCACAUCCCCUUUAGCAGAAUAUAACUUUGUGAUCCUUAUCACAAUCUAUAUGCCUCACAGAAACCACUUUUGCUCUUCCUUCCAGAAAGGUGCCGGCAAUCUGACUUGGCGAUCAGAUGUCUUGGUGGAAUAUCAAGGAGAAGGCCGUAAUGUCACCGACCCAACCUGUCCUUCACUGAGUCCUGGAGUAUCUCAAUGUUUCCCAGACUGUGUCUGUGAAGAUGCUUACAAUAACACCUACGCCUGUGUGAGGACCCUGUCGGCGCAGUGGAAUUUACAGUAUUGUGAGUUUGAUGACCAGGAGGUAUUUGUAGAAGUCUAUAACCUGACUGCAGAUCCAGACCAAAUCACAAACAUUGCUAAAAGUAUAGACCCAGAGCUUUUAGGAAAAAUGAACUACCGGCUAAUGAUGUUACAGUCCUGUUCUGGACCAACCUGUCGCACUCCAGGGGUGUUUGACCCUGGGUAAGUUUCCCUUGUCUUCGAUGGCUCUCCCAAGUUGUCUGUAGCAAUCAUGCCAUCCUUGAAGGCAGAGGCAGCCUGAGGGGCCCUUUUGGCUUUGAGCUAAGCGUGUUUCUCAGUGUUCUGCUUUAUGGUAGGAAUCCUGUGUCUGUUGUGCUGACAAAAUAAGUUCUUUGAAACUUUUUGCUCUCUGGUUCCAGUUGGUGCUUUACAUGGAGGCUUAGCCCUGACCCCUGCCGCGUGUGGCUCUUGUCGGCUGCACAGGUGACAGGUGGGGCUUUUUUAGAGUAAGCCGACCAAGUGCUGCCCUGUUCCCUAGCACUUCUGAGACGAUAUGCCUUCGUUCAUUUCUCAGAAACCCCAAUUAGAGAACUGGAAUGCUUCCCAGUAAAUUUAACAUGCUAAACACACAAAAUGAAUUAGAAGGCAUAGACUCUGAAAUGUUGAACUACAUAAAUCCACUGUAGUAUAUGAAGGCAGAGAAGAUUUUCAUCACCUUCUAAGCCAGCUCUGUUCCUACCACUCAUUCCUCUGAAAUAGUAACUUUUCACCAGUGACACUGGGUCUCAGCAUACCAUGAAUUUGAGCUGCCUGUGGUAAGAAACCUGUCAUUUUAUGUUUGAAGAUUCUGAGAUCUAAAGUUGAAUU
Leptonychotes weddellii (Weddell seal) is the source of this 2408-nucleotide messenger RNA. Lineage: Eukaryota; Metazoa; Chordata; Mammalia; Carnivora; Phocidae. The record is from RefSeq and is a predicted model, not a curated record.